AUGCAGAAAUCACUGCUGAUCCUUUUGACUAGCCAUGUGCUAGUCAAUGCUGCACCUCCGGAGCAUUACGAUGUUCUUCAAUACAUCAAUCCCUUGAUUGGCAGCGCGAACGGAGGAAAUGUCUUCCCUGGUGCAUCAUUGCCAUAUGGCAUGGCCAAGGCCGUGGCCGACACAGAUUCAGACAGUAACCAAGGAGGCUUCACCUCUGAAGGCGGCAACAUCACCGGUUUCUCCAGCAUGCACGACUCUGGCACUGGAGGCAGCCCCUCGCUGGGUAAUUUCCCUCUUUUUCCCUACGCGAAAUGCGCCGGGGACGAUGUGAAUGGCUGCGUCUAUCCGAAAAACCAGCGGAAGACAAAGUACAAGCCCGAGUCGGUCCAGGCACACCCGGGGUACUUUGCCAUCGAGCUGGCGUCUGGAGUCCGUGUUGAUAUGACCACUGCGCACCAUACGUCUCUGUUCCGCUUUCAGUUCCCCAAGGAUAGCAGCCCGUUGGUUUUACUGGAUCUCACCGAUUUGUCCAACUCCCGACAGGACAAUGCUACAAUCUCGGUGGAUGAGAAGACGGGUCGUAUGUCUGGUGAUGCACGGUUCGCUCCCAGCUUUGGAUCUGGGACUUAUAACUUGCAUUUUUGUGUUGACUUCAAGAGUCCCGCACCUAAACGGGACAGUGGGAUCUUUGUCAAUUCCCGUGCCAGUACUGAUGUCCACGAUUUGAAGAUCUCGCGGAGUAUCAAUGGCUAUCCGCUUCCAGGCGGCGGGUUUGUUCGCUUCAAGUCUGCGCCUGACAAUACGGUCCUGGCCCGAGUUGGUGUCAGCUUUAUGGGCACCAAGCAGGCUUGUGCUCAUGCUGAAGCCGAGAUUCCGAAUUUCGACUUCGCUGCGACCCAUCAAACAGCUGUCGAUCAAUGGACCGAGAAGAUGCGUCCAAUUAGAGUAUCUCGAGCGAACAUCAGUGAAUCUGUACUUUCCAACUUUUACAGUGGGAUCUACAGAACUAUGAUCAACCCCCAGAAUUACACUGGCGAGAAUCCACUCUGGCAAAGCAGCGAGCCUUACUUUGAUUCCUUCUAUUGCCUUUGGGAUUCUUUCCGCUCCCAGAUUCCAUUCCUCACGAUCUUUGAUCCGAGGUCCGUGACACAGAUGGUCCGAUCACUCAUUGAUACACAGCGUCAUCUAGGCUGGCUUCCAGACUGCCGCAUGUCUCUCUGUAAAGGGUUCACACAGGGUGGCUCAAACGCCGAUAACGUCCUGGCAGAUGUUUACCUCAAAGGUCUUGAAGGUGGCAUCGACUGGGAUGCUGGAUAUGCAGCCGUUCAGAAAGAUGCCGAAGAGGAACCAUAUGACUGGUCUAACGAAGGCCGUGGUGGUCUACGCAGCUGGAAGAAUCUUCACUACAUUCCCGUCGAAGAUUUCGACUAUGAUGGAUUUGGCACCAUGACCCGCAGCAUCUCACGCACGCUCGAAUAUUCAUACAACGACUUUGUCAUUUCCCAGAUGGCCCGCGCCAUGAACAAGACAGCAGAUGCAGAACGGUAUGAGAAACGAUCACGGAAUUGGCGAAAUCUCUUCAAGAAAGAUCAGACCUCAUUCUGGAGAGGCACAGACACGGGCUUCACCGGCUUCUUCCAGCCAAAAUACUUAAACAAAACAUGGGGAUACCAGGACCCGCUCACAUGCUCGAAUAUCGACAACACCGGCCACGCAUGCUCACUUCAAAACACCGCCGGCGAGACCUUUGAAUCCAGCAUCUGGGAGUACCAAUUUUUCGUCCCCCACGACAUGUCAACCCUAAUAAAGCUCCUAGGCGGACCGAACAACUUCGUCCGCCGCCUCGACUUCCUCCACGACAACAACAUAACCUACAUUGGCAACGAGCCCGCCUUCCUAACGGUCUUCCAAUACCACUACGCCGGCCGCCCAGGCAAAUCCUCAUCCCGCGUCCGCACCUACAUCCCCGACUACUUCUCGCCCACACCAGCAGGACUCCCAGGUAACGAUGACAGCGGCGCAAUGGGCUCUUUCGUCGCAAUGGCAAUGAUGGGUUUAUUUCCCAACCCGGGACAGGACGUGUACCUGCUCACCGUGCCGUUCUUCGAGACCGUAAGCAUUGUCUCCCCGCUGACGGGGAAAACGGCAACCCUGCGCGUCGUCAACUGGUCCGAGUACAAUGCUGCGAAUGUGAGCGGUGCUGCGGCUGGGGGGAACGGGUUCAUUCAAUCUGCUACGUUGGAUGGGAAGCCGUACACGCGCAAUUGGGUCGGGCAUGACUUCUUCAAGGAGGGGCGGGAGUUGGUUCUUGUUCUUGGGAAGGAGGAGGGUAGUUGGGGCACUAGGCCUGAGGACUUGCCGCCUUCUCUUGCUCCAGAGUCUGCGUUGCAUGCUGAUGUUGAUUCUGUUGCUGUUCGUGAGCGUAGGUGGGAUAGUGUCCUUGAGGACGGGCAGUUUGAAGGCCUUGUUCACAAGCGUGCUCUGCAUCUUGGUCGUCAUAUCCAUGGGGCUGGGGAUAGCCACUCCGGUAAGGGCUAA
This is a messenger RNA of Penicillium soppii, 2529 nucleotides long. RefSeq names its product glycoside hydrolase family 92 protein. The transcript is spliced from 4 exons. The record is from RefSeq and is a predicted model, not a curated record. Gene Ontology annotation, cellular component: cytosol; nucleus. Gene Ontology annotation, molecular function: peptide-N4-(N-acetyl-beta-glucosaminyl)asparagine amidase activity; carbohydrate binding. Gene Ontology annotation, biological process: carbohydrate metabolic process; protein deglycosylation; glycoprotein catabolic process. The coding region runs from base 1 to 2529 and encodes 842 amino acids. Lineage: Eukaryota; Fungi; Ascomycota; Eurotiomycetes; Eurotiales; Aspergillaceae.